This is a messenger RNA of Hibiscus syriacus, 1980 nucleotides long. RefSeq lists its product as uncharacterized. Lineage: Eukaryota; Viridiplantae; Streptophyta; Magnoliopsida; Malvales; Malvaceae. The record is from RefSeq and is a predicted model, not a curated record. The transcript is spliced from 12 exons. Bases 1 to 1965 code for a protein of 654 amino acids. Gene Ontology annotation, biological process: regulation of DNA-templated transcription. Gene Ontology annotation, cellular component: nucleus.
AUGGCCAUUUCUCCUUCAUCUAAGAAGAAGAAGAAGAAUACGAAGAAGAGCAGCACUACCAACAGCACUAAGACAACGCGGACAACUGAGUCGGAUUGCUCAACUGCUCCAGCUCUCAGUCCAAAACGUCGCCGCAACAGUGCGCCUGGAGUUCGACUCAUUCACAACCGAAUCUAUGAUUCUCAUAACGGCAAAACUUGUCACCAGUGUAGACAAAAAACAACGGAUUUUGCAGCAUCAUGCAAGAGAAAGAUCAAUGAUAAGCAAUGUACCAUCCAUUUUUGUCACAAAUGCCUCUUGAACAGAUAUGGAGAAAAGGCCGAAGAGAUGGCUUUGUUAAGUGAUUGGACUUGUCCGAGAUGUAGAGGGAUUUGCAACUGUAGUUUCUGCAUGAAGAAGCGAGGUCACCAGCCUACUGGCAUCCUCGUACGUGCAGCAAAGGCGAAUGGGUUUACCUCGGUCUCGGAUAUGCUGCUUCUUAAGGAUUCUGAAAGAUCAGGUUCUGAAGAGAUCAACGAUGCACCUGUAUUGUCCAGAAAGCGAAAAGCUGCAGAUAAGGAAUGUGGAAUAGAAAAAACUGGCAACUGCGAAAAGGAAAGUAGUUUUAAAGGGUCAAAUGGUUCGAUACAAGCCAAUGAUAAAACGGCUGCAACUAGAAAUACCAAGUUGAAAAAACUGAGAAGCAAGAAUAGAGAGGAAAUCGUACCCGAAAGCAAUGAUGCGGAUUUCUCAACCCAAAAGAUUACUCCCAAAAAGUGUAAAAUCUCCAAUAAGGCUUUGUCCGAAGGAGAAGUGAUUUCUGACAUGAAUACUGCCAUCCAACUAAUUGACAUGAAGGUCUCUAAGAAGUGUGAUCAUGUAGAAGAUGAAAUGCUAAACAAUUCAGACCCCAUAGUAAUGAACAAGCCAAUUAGUAAGUCUCCAAAUCCUAAGAAGAAAAAUGUAGAAGUUAAAAGUGAGGCUUCUGAUGACGAUAUCAUACUGCCUCAAGGCAAAUUACUAAACUGUAUUAAUGGCAUUGACUUGCCUGCUGAGGAUGUCGGCCAUGCCUUGCAAUUUCUAGAAUUUUGUGAAGCUUUUGGAGAGGUUCUCAAUUUGAAAAAAGGACAAUCUCAACUGUUACUUAGCGAGUUAUUUAUCGGAAAAAGCAAACGCAAACACAAACUACAAUAUCCUUUGACUGUGCAGUUUCAUAAUCAACUGCUUUCCAUGAUGCAAAAGGAUUUGGGAAAAGAGUAUCCUUGCCUUAGUCAGGAUUCAUGGGUUCAAGUUCUUGGAGAAUACAUCCUUGGUUCUCAAACUCUGUUAAAACAGUCACUGUUGGAUUGCUUAGAUGUCAGUAAUGAUAGAUAUGAGAAAUUAAAUUCCUCUAAAAAACUCAGGCUCUUAAAUUUUCUAUGUGAUGAAGCUCUUGGCACCACAGAAUUUAGAAGCUGGAUCGAUGAACAAAACUCGAAAUUCGCUGCAAAAGAAAAGAAAGCAAAAGAAAAACUUCUUAUUCUGAGGGAGAGGGAGAGAAACAUGGAAAAAGAAAUGAAGAAGAAGUUGCAGAAUGAGAUAGCCAAAGCUAUUAUCAAGAAAAAUGGUGCUCCUUUUUCCAUUUCAGAGAAUGAAGCCCUUAUUAAAAGAAUAAAGUCGGAAGUUGCCCAAACUCUUGCAAGUACAUUGGAGGUGCCCGAGACAGUGGAUGAGGAGGUGAUGCUGAAAGAGGACUGUCGAUUAGAUGCUGUUCGGUCAGAGCCAAUACGUCAGGAUGGCCAUGGUAACAAAUUUCUCAAAUUCUGGAGGUUGAGCGGCUACUUUGGCGAGACAGAUGUUCUGCUUCAAGAUAUCGAGGCCGGGGAUUCAGUUGCAGCUAAAGAAAGAUGGUACACCUACAGCACCGAACAGAAAGCUAUGGUCGAGAAACAUUCUUCAUCUUCAGGAAAUGAGCAAAUCUAUAUGCCUCAUGUAGUUUCAAUAUAAUACAGUAGUUACUGU